AUGAGUUCCUCAGCCGCCACCGAUCCCCUUGAGUUGGUGUGUUGUCGCCAUGGCCGGAAUUGUCUGAUUGGCCGAAUCGAGGCAGAGCAAAGACGCGGAGCCAAAGAAGACGUUGGCGACCUUCACACGGCGUGAGUUCGGGGUCAGAACAGGGAUUUAUAAUUUUUUUUUUUUUUUUUUUUUUUUUUAAUUAAUUCCUCGUCAUGGAUAACGUGUAUAAGUUUCGUAAAAUUGUUAGCAAAAAGUAUAAGGAUUUGCUGCAGAGAAGAGAAGCAAACUCUUCGGACCCCAGUGAAGGAACCUGUCGAGAAUUAUGGCUACGAGAACGUCUCCAUGCAGCCCCAUGAUCUCAUUUCUCCACCCAAAAGCCCGCAAUAUGAGAAUUUGAAUUUGCCGAAAACGGUUGAAUCCGCUCCGAGCCAACUCUGUGAUGUGUUCGAUUUCACCGAUUUCUACCUCGGAGUUGUCUCCAAAGCCAAGGCUGCUCGUCGUUGCAAAGCCAGGACUUCUUUUUAUCUCUAUCAUCGCCUCGAAGAGGUCAAAAAACUUGGUGAUCUGCAGCCGAAAUUGCCUUUGUACAUUGUGUAUCAGGCCAGCAAUGGACGUCAUUAGUAAGUUUCUGCUCAAUCCUUUUAGUUUUGGAAAGAUUUUCUUUAAUUUUUGUCAUCAAAGAUGACUCAAAUGACAUAAUUUUCAGUCAUUUCUCGGUCGUUCGCAGUAUCAUGAAUGCAACUGAGGUUUACUACGUGGAUUGUGGCGACAAAGGAUCUCCAAAGUUCUACACACUUUCUUCUCUGAUGAAGUAUUACUCCCGUUAUGUCCAGUUUCACAACACUACUGAUGGAAAUGUGGACCCGGAUGUGUUCCCAUGGUGGAUUCGAGAAAAGGAAAAUUGA
Messenger RNA from Bursaphelenchus xylophilus (pine wood nematode), 896 nucleotides. Lineage: Eukaryota; Metazoa; Nematoda; Chromadorea; Rhabditida; Aphelenchoididae. The record is from the annotation of a GenBank genome assembly.